AUGACUCCCGAGAGCAUCCUCGGCUUCCAUCUCUGCCCGGAGAUGGCGAAGCCCAUCGGAGAGCUGGACCCAGCGGCACAAAGCCAAGCCCUGGGCGCAUUCAGGGGCCUCGUCACACUGACCCGAGGGCCCGAUCUCCCCCGGCAGGGAGGCGCCGGGACAGCUCCUGGCAGCCCCCCUGGGUCUCUGCUCCUCGUCGUGCGGACGUCUUUUGGGCGGGCAGUGCGCCUGGGAGCCGGGUCCCCGCCGCAGGAGCUCGGCCGCCGGGCCCACGCGCCGCCCGCGCCCCGCUGCCCUCCGGAUUCCUCGAAACCAGGACGCCGGCCUUGCAGCGGGAAAGUGACAUCACCGCGCCGCCCCGGGCGAGGAGAGCGGCCGCUGCGAGGCCGCGGGGCCUCGGUGGCGCAGGGGGACCGAGCGCGGUGGCCGCGCCGGACACCGAGCGCACUAAACGCAAUUAUUUAUCGUUACUUUCAGGAGCCCAACAACGAGAAAACCAACAACGGCAUCCACUACAAACUCCAGCUACUGUACAGCAACGGAGUCAGGACGGAGCAGGAUCUUUAUGUGCGUCUCAUAGAUUCAAUGACCAAACAGUGUGAUGGUCUAGUAACGCGAGACGUUGAUUUGGAUUUAAAAGUGAAAUGUGUUGGGGUGAAAAGUCACCUUGUUCUGCACUACCGGUGCUGUGACAAGAAAAGUUGUGGCAACAGAAACGAAACGCCCUCGGACCCUGUAAUCAUUGACAGAUUCUUUCUAAAGUUUUUCCUCAAGUGCAAUCAGAACUGUUUGAAGAAUGCAGGCAACCCUCGAGAUAUGCGAAGAUUCCAGGUUGUUGUGUCGACAACAGUCAACGUGGACGGCCAUGUGCUGGCCGUGUCCGACAACAUGUUUGUGCACAACAACUCCAAACACGGGCGGAGGGCCCGCCGUCUAGACCCGUCAGAAGCCACUCCGUGCAUCAAGGCCAUCAGCCCCAGCGAAGGCUGGACCACGGGGGGAGCCACCGUGAUCAUAAUCGGAGACAAUUUCUUCGACGGCCUGCAAGUCGUGUUCGGAACCAUGUUGGUGUGGAGCGAGCUCAUCACGCCUCACGCCAUCCGCGUGCAGACCCCGCCGAGGCACAUUCCCGGAGUCGUGGAGGUGACCCUGUCCUACAAAUCCAAGCAGUUCUGUAAAGGUGCUCCUGGGCGGUUUGUCUACACCGCCCUUAAUGAACCAACCAUAGAUUACGGCUUUCAGAGGUUGCAGAAAGUGAUCCCGAGACAUCCGGGUGAUCCCGAAAGGUUACCCAAGGAAGUGCUGCUCAAGAGGGCGGCCGACCUCGUGGAAGCCUUAUAUGGAAUGCCCCACAACAACCAGGAGAUCAUCCUGAAGCGCGCAGCGGACAUCGCCGAGGCGCUGUACAGCGUGCCCCGCAACCACAACCAGAUCCCCGCCCUGGGCAACACCCCCGCGCACACGGGCAUGAUGGGCGUGAACUCCUUCAGCAGCCAGCUAGCCGUGAACGUCUCGGAGACGUCGCAAGCCAACGACCAAGUCGGCUACAGUCGCAAUACAAGCAGCGUGUCCCCGCGAGGCUACGUCCCCAGCAGUACUCCCCAGCAGUCCAAUUACAACACAGUCAGCACUAGCAUGAAUGGAUAUGGAAGUGGCGCCAUGGCCAAUCUAGGGGUCCCUGGCUCGCCUGGAUUUCUUAAUGGCUCCUCCGCUAACUCUCCCUACGGCAUGAAACAAAAGAGCGCCUUCGCGCCCGUGGUCCGGCCCCAAGCCUCUCCUCCUCCCUCCUGCACCAGCGCCAACGGGAAUGGACUCCAAGCUAUGUCUGGGCUGGUAGUCCCGCCGAUGUGAGGGGCCCGCCCCCCUCCGCAGCACCCGCACCGCGGACGGACUUCAGGGGACACGUCCAGUGUACAGGACCUGCUGCUGGAGCCCGUCGCCUUCCAGUGCAUCGGCAGCAGCGGACGCGCUACAAGAGACUUUGUUGAAAGAUUUUAUUUAAACUAUUAAGAAUCAACAUGCAAACAGCCUACUUCUUCAUGAACAAUUCCAUUUUAUUGACUGAACUUUUCUCAUAUUUUCACCUUUCUCAGACCUGAAGACUAAGGAGAACAAAGCGACGCCUAUUUUGUAUAAAGUUUCGGACUCCGUCUUGGCUGUGUCUCGUACUUGCUAUGUGUUGGGGGAAAACUUUGUGAAUGCACCAUUUUGAUUAUCAUGAAACACUGAUGAAAAAUGCCUCCAAACAUUUUUCUGUGCUCAUACUUAGAUUCACAAUGGUUGUGUAUCUCUAUAAUGUGAAAUAUUUUUUGUGGUGAAAAAAAAAAAAAGGGGGCCAAGGAGGCGUGAGCCAUCGAACUGGAAGGGAGGAGGACUCCGAGGCGAGGAUCCCGGGUGGCAGGGGGGGGGGCGGGCUUAUCAUUGCUUAACUUCAUCUUAAUGAAAUGAAACUUUGUAACUUAUUGUAGUUAGAGAUUGUAACUUUGAUAUUGAACUCUCUUGCCUUCAACAAGCACACUGACAGAAACAAAAUGCUACUGUCUGUUGGUUAAAAUAUUCUCCCACCGCUAGAGCUUCCUGUUAAGCAAGUGUGAUCUGCAACAUUUUUUCAACUUUUGCUAGCACUGUAGACUCUUGCAUUCUUAGGCUACUGUGAGGUCCAUGUUUCUUGUACCAGAAAUUGUCCUUUUGACUUCUAGCUCCUUCUUCCCUAAUGUGUUUUGUAUGUGGUUAUAAAAUUGUAGACUUUUGUGAUUUUGCCAAAGUUGUAGCUAAAUAUUUAUACACUUGUCUUGAAUUUUUUUCAGAUCCACUUAAAUAUUUAGAAAAAACACGUUUUCUUCCUUAUGUGUCUCAUAAGGAAUAAAAUGGUCUCCAUUCAACACUUUUCCAUGAACACUUACAGUUGCUAAGGGACUUUCUUUUGUAACAUAUCGAUUAUAAAUAUUGUAUUUAUCUUUGAAAUUUUGUACAUUGCUUUUACCGCUGUUUUCUUUUUCCCGUCCGGAUCGGUUUUUGAUCAUGGCCUGGUGCUGGGAACAGCGUUAAAGCCAGGAGCUGUCUCUGAUUUGUUUUGUUAAAGUGAACCUGUGUCCUUGAAUUUCAUUCAAAGAUUUGCUUUUGUUCGGACUUUCCAUCUUUUUCUUUUUUUUUAUUUUGAGGAAAAGUAAAAUUCAUUGUUUAUUUUUAUAUUAUUUUUAAGUUAUCUGAACAAAUACUUUUGAAAACAGAGUUUGUUGUAUAGUGAACACGAAACGGUGCCACGCGGCUGCGAGAACCCUAGUAGACGCCAUGCAUGUGGAUCAGCCGCGGAGAGGGGACGCCGUGCGGGGCUGUGUCCUUAUUUUUCUGUAGAAUGUAAAAAGUCAUUUUAGCUGCCACCCACGACUUUGCCACAUAGCUGAACUGUGUUUACUGGAAGAAUUCAGAGGCCUAAAGUUUAAAAUAAAAUUUACUUCUGAUGUUUUAAUUAAAGCGUGUGCCACAUUAA
This is a messenger RNA of Suricata suricatta (meerkat), 3490 nucleotides long. It is a transcript of the gene EBF3, whose product is annotated as EBF transcription factor 3. The record is from RefSeq and is a predicted model, not a curated record. Lineage: Eukaryota; Metazoa; Chordata; Mammalia; Carnivora; Herpestidae. Gene Ontology annotation, molecular function: DNA-binding transcription factor activity, RNA polymerase II-specific; RNA polymerase II cis-regulatory region sequence-specific DNA binding. The coding region runs from base 1 to 1851 and encodes 616 amino acids. The transcript is spliced from 17 exons. Gene Ontology annotation, biological process: regulation of transcription by RNA polymerase II.